CUUCCAAGCCCUCUCCUUCUCCCUCUCCGUUCAGCGGUGUUACAGCCGGCUCUCUCUCCGAUCGUCUCUUCCAAGGCUCAACCCUCGCUCCCUCGGUGCUUUGGGUGGCGUUAAAUCUUUUAUUUAUUUGUUCUACCAAUACGGGUUUGUUAGCAUUCGUUGUUGAUUUCCGAAUUCUGUUUUUAAUUUCUUUUGGGUAUAUGCCAAUAAAAGCUUCGAUUAGGGUUUAGGUAUUUGGGAAUUUGAUACUUCUGCAAGAUAUCUACUAUUGUUCUUUUCCGUUUGAUACCAGUUACUGGUUUUACAUGUCGGUGGACGGGAAAAUGUUAGGGUUUUGUGUUUCUUUAAAUGAUGUGAAAUUCGAUUAUGAAAAUGAUAAAUUAACCAUGAAAUCAAUUUUGAUCACUUAAAAUUGAAGAAUUUGGGCCAAGAAUGGAAGAUUAAACCUGUUAAUCAUUUCUUUCUGGAGGGUUUAAAUUAGUCUAUCUGUUGAAUUCCUUUCUGUUUUGAUUUGAUACAAAAGAGCUUCAUUGGUUCGGUUUAUUUGUGUAAUUCAAUCUCUCCUUUUGAUGGCAACUAUCAUCUCAGACGUUUUCUGGGGAUGGUAACAGGUAACUUAUUUUCUUUGGUGCUGAAUUACCCAUUAUAUUAUAUGUUAAUGAUAUCUACAAGUCAUAAGCUCCCAGCUUUUCUUAAUGAUUACGCAGUCUUUGUUGUUUUCUUAAGUUCUCCAUAUGAGUUUUUUUAUUUAGCAUGCAAUGCAGAACAGUUAGAGCAAUUAAUGAUAUUUGCAUCCUUUUGUUUUUCCAAAAGUUUUAUUGGAUAGUUGCAUUCAAACCUGUAGUUUACCAUGUUCUGCAUGAUAGACUUCUUUCCGUAUGCAUACUGCAAUUUCCUCAUUACUCUUUUUCAACUUGGGUACGAUGUUAGUAUCCUCUGACUUGUUUUUUCUUGUUUGCUUCUAGUUGUUCUAACUGGGCCAUAUUGGUGGGUCCUAAAACUCUGCUGUCUUCAACAGGAUCUGAUUUAUCAUUAGCUAGGAUUUAUUGUCUUUUGUUGUAGUUAAGUUUGCUUAAUGAUAUUUGUGUUUAAUCAAUUGUAUUAGCUUGAUUCACCAGUUUGUUAUCAGUAGGUUUCAAUUAAAAUUAUUAGUUGCUUUAGAUGAUUCUUUUUAAAUCUUUUUUCUUUUUUUUUUCUUUUUUUUGGUAAUUUUUUUAAAUCUUUUUUCUGGACAGUCAAAAGGAACUUUGUUACUAUUUAAAAUUUUAAGGUAGGUUGAUUGUAAUAUUUAAGAUGAUUUGAGGACAAUUGUAUAAUGGUAUGUUUUUG
Messenger RNA from Rubroshorea leprosula, 1329 nucleotides. The record is from the annotation of a GenBank genome assembly. Lineage: Eukaryota; Viridiplantae; Streptophyta; Magnoliopsida; Malvales; Dipterocarpaceae.